Molecule: messenger RNA, 4493 nt
Organism: Temnothorax curvispinosus
Lineage: Eukaryota; Metazoa; Arthropoda; Insecta; Hymenoptera; Formicidae
Gene: tmod
Product: tropomodulin
Exons: 8
Coding region: 213-1445 (410 amino acids)
Biological process (GO): pointed-end actin filament capping; myofibril assembly
Cellular component (GO): myofibril
Molecular function (GO): tropomyosin binding
Source: RefSeq, a predicted model, not a curated record
GACCGGCCGACGGGCGCCGCGAUUAAUUAACCCGAGACGUCGAUAACGCGCGAGAAACGUCACCGGAAACGUCGUCUUCGCGACUCACGCGCGAUUGCGUUGUCUUAGACUAAUCUAGAGUGUAGCGAUUAUCGUAACCAAUUGAUUCUAGUUGAAAUGAUAUCUCUGCGAGAGUAGUGCGUUAUACCGGGCGUAGCCUAGAGCGUUGCAAAAUGUCGAGGAAACACUCGGUUGUUGAUCAAACACCAUGGGACGAUUUACAGACCUCUUCGACGACCAAGACAACUACCAUGACGACGGCGGCCAAGCUGUACGGCAAGGAUCUGAGCGAGUAUGACGACAUUGACGUGGAUCAACUGCUGGCGGAGCUUACGCCGGAGGAACUUAACAUAUUGGCCAAGGAGGUGGAUCCUGAUGACAGCUUUAUGCCGCCUUCGCAACGUUGCAGCUAUGAAUGCGACAAGAGCCCCACAGGGCCGCUGAAUCGCAAGAAACUCAUUGAGCACAUCAACAAGCAAGCUUUAGAGACACCUGAUAUUCCAGAAUUGAAACCAUAUGUACCUGGUGUAGUUAGGGGCAAGAAAUGGGUACCUCCGCCGCAAGACAACACGAAAGAGAAGGAGGCAGAUGAACAGAUCGCGAUAGAUCUCGGGGAUGAGUAUGAACAGGCGCUUUCGGCGGCCACCCAAGAAGAAAUCAUUGAUCUUGCUGCUAUUCUUGGAUUCCAUUCUAUGAUGAAUCAAGAUCAGUAUCACGCGUCUCUACUGAAUUCUGGACAGCCAGUCGGACUCGGCUGGGACGGGGUGACAAAGGCUAGUCAACCAAAAGUUUAUCCGAUGGAACCGCCUAAUGACACAGACGUUGACGCUACCAUUAAACAAGUGCGGGACGAUGACUCGUCUCUAACUGAUUUAAAUUGGAACAAUAUUAAAAAUAUUUCGGACGAAAAGUUCAUCCAGUUGUUUGAAGGUUUGGAAAUGAAUACACAUCUCGAGUCGCUAAGUUUAACUAACGUUGGACUCAAUGACAAGACCGCACAACGGCUGGCCGAUGCCGUGGAGAAGAAUUCGACACUCAAAGUACUCAACGUGGAGACAAAUUUCAUAAGCCCGCCUGUGAUAGUAAGGCUCAUCAGGUCCCUUCUUAAGACAAAGUCUAUCGAAGAAUUCCGAUGUUCGAAUCAGAGGUCACAAGUAUUGGGUAACAAGAUUGAGAUGGAAAUCACACAAUUGGUAGAACAAAACCCGACGUUGCUACGACUCGGGUUGCAUCUCGAGUUCAAUGAUGCUAGACAUCGCGUAGCUGCACAUCUGCAACGCAACAUCGAUAGGAGUAACCGGGAGCUCCUAGGAGCUUUGUUCGCCUCGCGUGACGCCUUGUCGGCAUUAACACGUCAGUUGGAAGACAGCUUUAACACACGCCGACGUCGGUGCAACCGAAACUGACUGACGUCUUAUAACCGCGAGUGAAUCGCGCCCGAGCUCUAUUCCGCGCGAGUAUUUUUUUGCACGCGAGUACCGUUCAAUUAUGCACGCUCAUCCCAUACAGAGAGUCCGACUAACGAGUCUAAUCGAGCGCUCGCUGCGAAAGGGAUGAAUAAUUCUCUUUCUUUCGUUUCGAAGUAAUUGGCAUAAAAAAAUUAGCGUCGGCAUCUACGUGAAUGCCGGACAAACUAUUUUGGGGUCCUUUGAAUUUUUCUAAAAUCUCGCAGGUUCUCCGUGCAAUUUCUCGAAUGCAGCUAUUCUUUUAUCCACGUUUAGAAUCCCGAGAUUCGCAAGUUCUGAGAUACCGAAAUACCCGCGAGAUUGAUCGUCCUUAAUUUGCGGACUCGUCGGGAGUUCUUUUCUGUUUCACAAACCUCUCUUGCCGGAUUUUUUUUUUCUUCCAGCGAGUCUGGCUUUUAAAAUUUUACUAGCUCCAUGCGAGCUCGACUUGCGCGCGAAUUAUCGGGUUUUGCUCCGCGAGAUUUUAUGAGGUGCUAAUGCAGAUCGGCGCCGGGUGUCAUAACGAUGACAAAACGCCGGUCGCGCGGUAGCGUUAUUUUUAAAAUGCAAAUCGCAGAAGCUGCGAGAGAGAAAACAAUCCACUCUUUUAUCGGGGGAGGGGGAGGGGAGGAUUAACGAGGCGAGCCGCGUUAAUGAGCCCGCGAAACGUUCGCGCACCCGGCGCGAAAUUGCUAAUAUUUAUCCGCGGAUUGCGCGGUCUUUUAAAAUAAUAUUCGGCUUCCCGCGUGAACCAUGAAAUGUUAAUUGUCAAUGGGAACGGGUUACGUUACGCGCGCGGGAUUUAUAUGGUGACGGAAAAGAUCUCGCUCGUAAAUCGCGCCCGAAACUAGAAUAAACUGUAAAUAACGGCGCGCGGCUAUUACACGCCAAGCUUUAUGGGUUUUACGGGCUUUUAAUUAAGGCAGUGGUCGCUUUACGUUGUUUCCUGCCAUUUUACGCGGUAAAAAAAAAAAAAAGGGAAAACGCACAUUUGUCCGGUAUCAUAAUCAAUAUCGCUUUUAUUUUGCGCUUGAAUCCGAAUGACUUUCCGAUCGCCCCGUGCAGCUCCGCGCGGAUUUUAUCGGAUCUGAGGAUUUAACUGCGCGGGACCAAUUACAAUAAUUUUUGCGAUUUUAUUCAAAUUGCUCGCCCGUUUAUCGACCAAUUAGAAAUUUGCGAAUAACAGAAUGUCCGCGGAUAUCCGUGUUAUAUUCGCGGCGUCAUAUGUGCGAUUCGUCUCGCUAUCUCACUUGGGAACAAAGUAUAUUAACGUUAGCGAUAAUGAGCGCUUUGACUCUUUUAACGCUUCUCUGAAAGAUCUUUUCUCGCAGCGCGUCUCUAAUUCGCCAGUUUCCGAUCGCCUGCAAUUUUUCUCUACAUCGCGGCAUAGACUGAAAAUAUAUUAUAUUUCUCCUGAGAGUGAAGUCUGAGGAGAACUUUGUGUGUAAUUGGAUUAAUGUUUUUCGCAUCUCUCUGAUAAUUAACAACAACGCCGCGCCGCGUUGUGUCUUUGCCGGUUUCACACAAGAGACUUUUUUUUUCUCUCCACUAACCAGAGUCAUAAAAUUUACGACUCGCUAUCGAGCUGCUCUUCGGCAUUUUCGCGCGAUUCCCGUCGCCGUUACGUUCGCAAAUGCAUAUUAAAUCUUUAGACGCCACAGGUCCUUUGUAUGUCACACGCCUGUGAAGGCACGGCGUGCAAAAAAAUUUAGUGGAACGCAAUCGGGACGAGCGCGUUUUACGUCCUCGCCGUCGAUAAAUUACGGGGCUUUUAAAAUUUCCGCUCGAUGCCGCUAGACACGCGAGAAUAAUUACGAACUGGCGGAUUACCAGCCACGAAAACGAUCCGUGGCGGACAAAAGGGGAAAAUCGCGGAAAUUUUCUGCGCGCGCGAGAUUUUUUUUCUCGGAAUAUGCUCGGAUUGCACGUUGCGUCGGUCGAGGACUCUUAACGUCGAUGCGCAAGAGCAGCUCGCGAGACUGAUGCAUAUUGCAUGCAUUUCGAGGCAUGCCAUGUCGCUCGACCGAAAUGCGAAAUACGAGAGGUAGGUACACAGAAAAAUAGAGGAAAGAUACGCGAUACUCUCAAUCGAAUUAUCAUCACCGCCAGUGUUACGUGCGAUAAAUUGAAGCGUGUCGCGCGAUUGUGCGUACACUUUAUUCGUGACGAGUAGACAAUAAAAGUUCUCUCCCAUUAUAAGAUACAAUAUAGAGCCCUCGAAGAAAAGUUUACGCACUCGAGUCGAGUUUCUGAUUUGAUAACGGUGAAAAAUGGUGAAAUUGGCGCUCGUUUUAAUCGCGAGUGGCGUAAAAAGGGAAUUGCGAUUGCACAGAGAGCGAUGGAAUAUAUCCGCCGCCUCGCCCGAAACAAUUUGGCGAAGCGCCGGCGCGCGGGAGCGAGGGACAAUUAAAAAGCGACGCGCGUUCAGUGAUCCGCGAGGGUGUUUCACGUUUCCGCCGUGUUAUCCCCGCCAUGCGGCGGGAUUACUAUUUUACGGCGCGGAUUACGGCCGGGCGUUUCGGAGUGGUACGUCCGUCCCUUCAAUCAAGUAAUGUACCCUUCGCCGAGGCCAACGAUAGCCGAUCGAUCGGCACGUCAUCGCGUGCGCUGCCUAUUCGCGGAUCAACUCUGAAAAUCAGUUUUACGAAUAUCGCGUCUUUUCGGAAAAACGGACACGCGAGGAUAAGCCCGCAGGAUGAUGCCCGCGUAAGAAAUUUAGCGCAGUAACAAUUUCGGUAAAUAUAAAGAGAAAGAGAGAAAUUGGUGAAGAUAAUUAUAUAAAUCCAAAUAGCGCGUUUUCUUUCCCUCUUAAACAUCCGUACGGAAUUGGAAAUUGUCGAAAAGGAUUGAGAGAUCGCGCCUCUCGGAUGCAACGCAGGUCGAGCGGCACGUUCGUGUCUGUUUUCUUGCGUAUUCUUUACCGGCAUGCAUUUCGGAACAAUAGAAUACCUUUUCUCUUUUUUUUUCUUAGUUGCUAAACGCAUAUGAUGACAGUGUUUCGGGUGUCUG